Molecule: messenger RNA, 3295 nt
Organism: Hypomesus transpacificus
Lineage: Eukaryota; Metazoa; Chordata; Actinopteri; Osmeriformes; Osmeridae
Exons: 6
Coding region: 131-1093 (320 amino acids)
Source: RefSeq, a predicted model, not a curated record
UGGUUGGAUAGAAUUGUCGUUUGCGUAAUCAUUAAGCGACGCAAAAAACUAUGCUCAAACCCGACAUUUUUAAAUAGCCACGCUGCUUUUGUGGCCGCAAUUUUGUUUAUGCGCAGGACUAAUCGAUUAAAUGGCAACCUUCAAAACCAUGCCGUGGUCAAUUGGGGAGGUGCGGACGUUCCUCUGUUUGAUAGCCGACGAAAGAAUCCAGCGAGAGCUGGAGGGUGCAACGCGUAACCAGAAGGUGUACCAGGAAGUCUCUGAACUGUUGAUCGUACACGGCUACCAAAGGACAUUUCAACAGUGUAGGGUAAAGUUAAAAAAACUUAAAAGCGACUAUAGGUCUAUCAGGUACCACAAUGUACGCCGGAGUAGUUCGAGAAGGAAGAGUUGGAAAUGGUUCGAAAAGAUGGACGCCAUUUACGGCCAUAGACCGGCAAGCAAAGGGAAGGGCGACCUCGAAUCCCUGAAUCAGGAUCAGCUUUAUUGGCCAAAAGACGUUUCGAUAAGCAAGGAGGACCCUGAUGAUGCCCCAUUGGUACCAGCAGCAAUGACAACCUCCGACGCCAACACUACACCUCAGCAGGAGAGGAGCUUACAGUUGGCCUUCGAGAAUGCAGUGCGAGCGAGGGAGCUGGAAACGGCUUUGAGGAGGGAGCAGAAUGCUGAAACUGCAGCCUUCCAUCAGGCCUGCCUUGGUACACUGAGACAGCUCAUGCAGGUGUUUAGUGGCCCGCAUGACCCGGUUUCUCCGGAACCAGUAUCAGCACCGACACAGGCAACCUCCAGCACAACACCGCAGGAUGUGUUCACAGGCAGGAGGGAACAGCCUCUGGGGGAGGAGCGUCUGGCUGUCCUGAGGGAGAUGCUGGAGGUAGACGAGGAGCAGCAGGAGCUGAGCAGGCCGCAGCAGGAGAGGAGCUUACAGUUGGCCUUCGAUGAUGCGGUGCGAGCGAGGGAGCUGGAAGCAGCCUUGAGGAGGGAGCAGAAUGCUGAAACUGCAGCCUUCCAUCAGGCCUGCCUUGGUACACUGAGACAGCUCAUGCAGGUGUUGAGUGGCCGGCGUGACCCGGUUCCUCCACCCCUGGACUAGAGACUCCUUAUGUAUAUAGUUAUAUACAGUAUAUAUAUAUAUAGUUUGCACUCUUUUUUUACUUGCAUUACUCUACAUUUAACUUGUAUUUAACAUGUAACUUAUGGACAUGGUUUUUGGUGCUGCAUUUGAACAUUUAUUUUGUUCUAUUUAUGUAUCUAGAUUGCACAUGUUUCUUAAAUCGUUUUGUAACUUGUUACACUUGCAUUUACAUUGCACUUUUUUAAUGUAGUUUAUUUUUUACUUUCUCAAUUCUGACGUGCCGACACCGGGAUGUGCGGGCUGCAGUGGCUAUUAUAGCACUUAAAAGCGCGCAGACAUGGAAUUCUGCGGACAUGCCCCAGUUUGUGUUUUCCGUUAAUGAACUAUUGAACUGAUCACGUAACUGUCUGGAACUACUGUUUAAAAGAGUGCUCAGAUAAUGUCAAGCUCUGAGCCCUUCUCAGCCAGACAUUGUUUUGGUACUGUUUUAAAACUGCUCCUUCUUGCUGCAAGAAUAAACAGAUAGGCCUAGACAAGUUUUUCUGACCUCCGCCAAAUUCUUUUAACCAUAUAAUUAUUGGGGCCCACCACCCAUGGGAUAAAACCUGGGAGUCAGGGGUGCUGCUACAUGAGUGGCAGUGAAGGCCAGGGGUCUCGACGGACCAGAGGCUGCAGAGGGCGGCAGAGGCUGGCUCUGGGGACGUGGAACGCUACGGGGGACGGAGCCGUCUGCUUUUGAAUCAAUUUAACUGUUGAAAUGUAGAUUAGGCUACGGCUGACGUUCGUUCUUUGUGUGAUAGACAGACGAAAAUGUGCAAUGAUACUGGACACAGAAAUUGCUAUAUUUGAUUGGCUUAGAUGGUUUUGGGAGCGGUGUUCCCGCCUCCCUCUACAGAGGCUGUACAAAAUGCCGUCUAUCGGCAGGGAUUGUAAGAGUGCAUGUUGGAAGAUGAUUAAGAACGGACACGUGCUUGACACCGCGAGCGGUUCUCAAGGGAGAGAAAGAAGAGAGACUGCCGCUGUCCGAAUGAUAACCAGACAGUUGAGAUCGCGUCUUUGAGAACUGUUUGUCUGGAUAUUCGCAAUGUCUGCAAGUUCUGAUUCGAGGGAUGGAUUCUUUAGCUCUCUGCGAGGGGAACGAUGGCGCGGACGUCCCUACGGCUGGAGGGUCCAAACGUCAGAGGAGUCCUCGCCUGGCUGUGAGCCAGCCCGUUUCGCUCGAGGACUGGAUCUCAAUUUUUCUGGACGUGUGCGAGGAGGAGCCGGCUGCUCCCGUUCCUCGCAAGGCUCCUGGGAAGAGCAAGCGGGGUUCAGCCGCAGAUGCUGGUUUGGCCAAGAAACCCCGGCAGGGGUCCUCGGCUGGCCCGGUCGUGUCGCAGCCGGAUCCCGUGCUGGCGGCUCUGGUCGGCCUUCAGGGCACGCUGGCUUUGGUGGAUGCCCGCCUGCAGCACCUCGAGGGAACCAGGGCCCUGGUCGGUGCUCCUGCAUCCCCGCCAGUGGUUCGGCUUACUCCGCAGGAGAUACGACCCUGCUACACACUGGCCAGCGCGGUGCCCGUCGUAGCCUCCGGGCCCUCCCUCCUACCUCCGAUGGCAGCUCUCCUGGAUGACCUCCCUGAUCACAUCUUGGCAGGCUAACCAAAACCCUGACAUUGGCUGAAUUCGUGGUCGCAUUCUGGGUAUUCCGACUUCAUGUGUGAGGGGUUCCCUGAGAGGCGUGUGGAACUGGAUACGUAUCUGGCCAUCAUCGCUGACCUCGCACUGUCAUACGGGGGAGGCCUGUUCUACAGAUACCACCAGGGCUUUUCCGCAAAGGCCGCCCUGCGCAUUCAGCGUUUCAUCCAACGCUUGGACAGGUCCGUGCUGGAGCUGGUCGGCCGCACGUUCACUGGGCUCCGUCCUUUGUGUUGUUCUGUGUGCGGAUCUUUCACCCCUUCUACCGGGCUUUGCCCUCACACGGGAGUGCUCGGACAGCCAUCCUGCCCUCGCCGGUUCCGGCAGGUGGGGAAGGCCCCGAAAUGAUUAAACACCCUUUAACCCCUGUUGACAUUGGUCGUCUUUCCAGAGCCCUGAGUGGACACCCUAAUCGAUGUUUUGUUAAAUAUCUCCUCACUGGGUUGCGGUAAGGUUUUAUGGCUGGGGUUGGAUGUUUGGAUGUAUAUGUGUAUGGCAGUGGGCAAACAUGAGAUAAUAAUGAGAUAACAUAUUGUCCUACUGCAGU